Messenger RNA from Linum trigynum, 1195 nucleotides. The record is from the annotation of a GenBank genome assembly. Lineage: Eukaryota; Viridiplantae; Streptophyta; Magnoliopsida; Malpighiales; Linaceae.
ACCCGUUGUCUUAGUUAACCCAGGCCGGUUGUCUUAGUUAACCCAGGGCGGGGAAGUAAUCAAGUUUGGAAACCAUUCCGAGAAAGAAAGGGACAAUGAAAAGAAUUCUGUAUCAUAUAUUUUGGGUAGGAGAGAAGUACGUACGUAGUACUCCUCAAUUCCGAAAAAGAAAAGGACAAAAUUCUGUAUCAUAUAUUCUAUAUAUAUAGUAGAGAAAGAACGUCUCUAUGCAUAUUCCUGUCCCAGAACUGCUCGGCUCCUGCAAUAUACGUUACAUUAUGGAGAUAUUGAUGGCGAUCAUGUGGAUCUUCGUCCGCUCUCUAAUCCCUUUGGCUGUCAGUUGCAUCGCCGACAAAAUCAUCCGAAACGAGCUCCCCGACGAGUCGCACCCGUACUACUAUUUGGCAAGAUACGUCUCCCUCGGCUGCUGGUCGGUAUGUGUCCCGGCCAGCAUGUGUUGGCGGCAGAUUAUGAUAAUCCGAGAGAUCGCCAGGAAAAUAGACGAACUCGAGGAUCCAGCUAUCAAACGCAGAAUCCAUGAGCUGGAGCCACCAUCCUCCUCCUCCUCCUCCAAGCUUACUCUUACCGUAGACGACUCAAUUGUGUCGUGGAAGACGUGGACCGCCGCUCUGUUCAUCCCCUUCGUUGCCUGCCUCAUCCGCAUCGCGAUCUUGCCCGACAAUGUUGACAAGUGGGAGGCAGCAAAAUGGCUGAGUGGACGGUAUAUCUGGGGAUGCUGUUUCAUCUCGUUGAUUGUGCAGAGUGAUCCAAUUAUUCGCUUCAUGUGGACGGGCAAGUUUUGGGAACUUACCCGCUUACAUAGAGAUCCAGUCAUCAAAAGAAGAAUUCUCGAGCUGAACAAGACCUCCUCCUCAGUUUCGAUCCAGCCAGAGCACCACGAUUAAUUAGCUAGCUAGUCGUCAACCCAAGCCAGCCAGCCAGCCAGCUUGGAUUUGUUUAAUUUGUUGAUGAUUUCCUUCCUCUGUUAUUGUUAUCGUUGUUGUAGUUGCCAGUUCGUUAGACUUCGUUAGGCCGGCGUGGCCCUUACUUUGUUUAUUUCUUUCUUUGAUGGGGUUUUACGGUUUAGUUUAGCAUAUUUAGUUUAACUUGAUGUGCGUGAAAAAGAGAGACCAAAUUAACGCAACAGAGAUCACAGAUCACUCAACAGGAAGUAGUCUCGAGAACCAAAUAUCAU